AACUAAUGAGUAGUUUUCCAUUAUUUACAAGUGCAAGUUUGCUUGAACUGUUUAUGUAAUUCAUCCUACUUUAGUUCAACGUUCGAGCUCCUACUGCGCUUUGGAUGGUGAGGCUUCUCAUCAAGCUGAGACUAGCAAAGAGCAAGUAAAUGGGCUACGAUCAAAUAGGUUAUCAUCCUGUGGAUCUGACUCCAAUCUUUCCAAGAUCGAAGCAGCUGAGUCAACAGACUGGAUGUUUAUCAGUGAGGCGGCCAGGUGCGGUGACGUGCUAGGUCUGCUACGGGCUCUUGCAGCAGGCGCUGAUAUCAACGGUUCUCGUAAUGGCACCACGGCAUUACAUGUUGCUACGAGAAAUGGUCAAACUGCCGCCGUCGAGUUCCUUUUGCUGAAUGGUGCGAAAAUCAAUGUACUCGAUGACAAACUGAACACUCCUCUCCAUCUUGCUGCUGCAGAAGGGAACACGUUGUAA
Messenger RNA from Cylicostephanus goldi, 469 nucleotides. NCBI's taxonomy places the organism in Eukaryota, Metazoa, Nematoda, Chromadorea, Rhabditida, Strongylidae. The record is from the annotation of a GenBank genome assembly.